Messenger RNA from Prorocentrum cordatum, 196 nucleotides. NCBI's taxonomy places the organism in Eukaryota, Dinophyceae, Prorocentrales, Prorocentraceae. The record is from the annotation of a GenBank genome assembly.
GCUGGAUCUGUCCGCGGAGGAGCGGUUCCAGCAGUCGGACGCGGGGCUGGAGAUUUGGCAGCGCGUAGAGGCGAAGCUGGACGCCCUGUCCGACGCGUGCCAGGCUCAGGAGGAUGGACACGACGAUGCCCUUCAGGGCGUGUUCGGCAGUCGUUGCACCGUUUUGGGGUUUCCGGCGGGCUCCUCUCGCUUCCAC